This is a messenger RNA of Ixodes scapularis (black-legged tick), 1591 nucleotides long. Its product is annotated as kunitz-type serine protease inhibitor PPTI. The transcript is spliced from 3 exons. Gene Ontology annotation, molecular function: serine-type endopeptidase inhibitor activity. The record is from RefSeq and is a predicted model, not a curated record. NCBI's taxonomy places the organism in Eukaryota, Metazoa, Arthropoda, Arachnida, Ixodida, Ixodidae. The coding region runs from base 39 to 320 and encodes 93 amino acids.
GGCGACGCACUCCCGGUGUUCGGUUAACUCGAGCCAAAAUGAAGGUUCUCGUGUUCACAGUUGUAGUAAUGAUUCUUGUAGCGGCUUCUGAAGGACGUCGUUGGCCAGGAAUGCCAGGUCCCGGGCCUUGCAAGGCUGCGUUUCCGCGCUACAAAUGCGUAGAGGGUCGCUGCCUGGAGUAUAUUUACGGAGGCUGCGGACGUGACGGUGGGGGCUACCGUUCCAUGGCCGAAUGUAAACGACGCUGCAAAGGGCUCAGAUUCCCUAUUCCUAGACCACCAACUGAGAGGAGACGUGAGAGGACACUUGUGGUAAAUUAGGUAAGAUGAUCUUCAAGAUAUAGCGCUGACAUCAUCCAUAUUAUUUAUAGCAAGGUCGCCUACUCGAAGCUGACAUAAUAAAAUAAAAUUCUUAGAGUUCUGAAAUUCCCAAUAUCAAAUUCUCAAAUAAAAUUAAAAGGUAUUUAAGAAUAGAAGUUGAAACGUUGUUCGAAAUGGGCGGUGUUAAUAUAUAGUUUCGUGCUUGCGUAUUGUAAUUAAGAGAAGAUUGGUCGUAGCAGAUGAACGUUUCUCACAUUAAUCUGACGCUCAGCUGUCACCUCGAUCCCAUUGGCUAUAGUAAGCGAUCUUAUGACGUAACAAACUCCAAUGCCGUUCUUAUAGAACGUCGCGGUAUGAUUCGUGGUACAUUGACAAUUCUACUCUAAUUUAUCAACACACAAACGUAUUCUACAUAAGGUGACUCUGUCAGAUAUGAACAAAUGGAUUGCGUAUGUUUUACUCUAGCUAAUCGUCUAGACAGGCGCAUGAAUGUUAUUCUGCCAACGCCAUCCAAAAUAUUCUCAUAGACGUCUCAUUUUGAGAUUAUGAACAAAAGGUUUUGGGGUAGCAAGGUAUGUUAUAUAAUUGGGACCGGCAUGAAUUAUCCUAUUUUUUAUACUUGUUCGAAAAACAAAGGGAGCUGCCACUAUCCUUUAACGAUUGAACACCUUCGCAAACUGAUUUUGAAUAACAUCGAAAGAGAUUCAAUAUCGCGUCGAACUUUAAAUUAACUAAGAUGUUGAACUGCCAUACUAAAUGAGGUCAUUCUUUAUAAUUCCAUGCGGUCAUAAAUUCCAUAAAAUAAAUCUGACGCUAAAUUGUUACUACUGUGCUCAAUUCACAGGCUCCAAAUGGUAAACAGGAUAUGAACGAGUGUAACGGUCUGUGGGUCUGCUCAGUUUUGUUAAAGGACCCAGAAACAGUUUAACAACCUGCAUUCAUGGUUUCAUUAACUACUCACAUUAUUUCUUUGCAGAUACCAAGACGCUGAAUAAAUAUCGCGCCAUUCACUCCAAAACAAGGCGGCGAUCUGUGACGACGACGGUGAUUAAUGCAUACAAAUAAACUAUAAUUGAAUAGUAUAUUGAUUGAUCUCUAGCAACUUGCCCAUGAGAUUAAAGUUCGUUUGAUCUGAUCAUGCAACGACCUCUGAGGACCUGCACGGUUGCCACCUGUACCCCAAUCCUUCGCACUGGAAAUAGUACUUAGAAAUACACUAUUUGCCAAAACCUAUUUUAGAAAUAAAAUUUAUUUCAGAAUUUGAAAAAAUA